Molecule: messenger RNA, 2124 nt
Organism: Penicillium diatomitis
Lineage: Eukaryota; Fungi; Ascomycota; Eurotiomycetes; Eurotiales; Aspergillaceae
Product: Clr5 domain-containing protein
Exons: 4
Coding region: 1-2124 (707 amino acids)
Source: RefSeq, a predicted model, not a curated record
AUGCAGACUGUUGUCGAUCAGAGGGGGCUCUACGAGGCGUGUGUGAUCACCUUUGUCGUUCACCAGGUCCCGUCUGCCCCUGCCGAUCCCAACUUUACUCAGUGGCGCACUGCCCAGACCUCUCUGAGUCACCUGACUAAUCUGCACCAUGACCCUCUGUGCUCCGUCGAUCACCGUUCUCGACGCUCUCGUCACUUUCUUCUUUCUGCCGCCCCCAAGACGCACCACACCUCCCCCCCUCCCUCCCUCGAGGUGGAGGGAGCGUCUCCCGCCGUCAUGGUGUACGAGUGGGCGGACAAGAGGGAGAUUUGUUAUCAGAUGUACAUCCAGGAACGAAAGUCCCUUGAGUACAUUAUGAACUACAUGAAGACUCAUUACAACUUUGGACCAAGUAAACGAGCUUAUCAAACCCAAUUCAGCCGCUGGGAGUUCCCUUCGAAGCAAAAUCCAGCACAUAAGAAUGCCAGCCUGGUUGCCCGAGUCGGGGAGCUGUGGGAGCAGAACACCGGCCAGCGCGAUAUGCUUCGAAUUCUGGUGGAAGAGGGGUUCACAAUCUCCGAGCGGGAGUUGAUGCGCGUCCGCUCAAAGAAUGGCUGGCUUCUUCGCGUCCCCAAUGGCAUGAAGCCAACCCCUGGUGGUGGAUCUCGGUCGCAGAGUGUCCAAACCAGCGAUGAGGGACUCCUUGCGCUUCAGCAGGAGGUGUACAACCAGGAGAUGUCAUUCGAAGGCACAGAGUCGACUUCUGCUGAACCGGGACCCUCGCAUUCGCCCCCCGAGCCAGAGCAACCCGCUGCAUCGACCCUGUCUCCAGAAGUGGUGGCAAAGCGCAAGGAGCGCUUUGAUCAGCUUCAGAUGGAAAGUGAUGAGCGCUGGGCAUCUCGAAAGCGACGUCGCCGCACUCGUGGCUGGGCCGGGUUGCCCGCUGAUCCACCGGGGCCUCCUCGUUAUCCGUCGGAGACGACAAUCGAGGAAAGCAAGCAGUAUCUCAACCUGGACAACAAGACGUAUCGUCACCUCCGAGUGCACUUCCAGAAGAUCUGCGAAAGGGAAGGGCUCAAGAAGAAGACCAUUGCGGGAGAUGAGCGAUGGCAAGCGGCCAAGGAUCAGUUGAUCCAAGACAUCCCUCACCUUCAACAUCUCUUCAGUGUUGAGCCGAAUCAGAACGAUGCGAGAGCACUGGCGCUUGAUGUCGUUUGUACCGAUGUGACCAAACGGAUGAGGACCCUGGAGAGUCGCAUGAGCCUGCUGGACGCCAAAGUGGCAUUGGGAGUCAACCCCGCCGAAAGUCGCCAGAUUCGAGACGCCUUCUAUGACAUUCUGAGGGCGGAUCACUUCACCAGUAAGCUGGAAGCCGGUGAGGAACACUGGGCGGAUCUGAAGGGAAGAUGGAUUCAGGGCUCCUCGCUUCUCCAGCAGAGGUUGCAAGGAGACUCUGCAGAUCCAGACCAAGCGCUGAGAUUGAAAGCCGCGGAGGUGCUCUGUCGGGAUGUUAUGAAGCGCUUUCGAGAUGAUCAGACCAAGAGAGACCCGGCUCGCAAGAGAUCUACUCCACGAAGGUCAUCACAGGCCGCGGCUUCAUCUCACAACGGCAACGCCCCCGUUGAUCAGCAGCACAAUCUGCUGGGUCACGAAAUCAGCAACGGAAUCAGCACCCUUGCGUCUCAGGCCUUGGCGAGUGCUCCCAUCUCGGCUAGCGAGCUGGGCGACAUGCAAAUCGAUCCCUCUCUUCUUCAAGCGGCCAACGAUCCCACCUCAUUCUCGGGAAAUGCAACGACACCGCAUGAGGCGGGCACUCCGUUUGAGUAUAUGGAUCCCAUGCUUCACUCCACCAUACUCAAUCCAGUUGUUUGGUUCCAGAGCAGCCCCCAGAGCCAGAUUCAAGGACCGCCUCCAAAGCCAUGGACAGACAAGCUCGCCACGCGCUCCGUCGAGGAAAUGCGUCAGAUUAUCACAUCCCACUUUCCCUAUGCGAUCCUCAGUAAGAUCGAAGGAAUGGCCAAGGAUGAAAAUGAUCAAGACACGCUUUAUCCUAUUGACGAAGACCACGAACUGGACGCCUAUUUGUCUCAUGUCUUUGAGAGAAAGGCUGAAGCUGUGUUCCUCUACACAGUGGGGCAAAUUUGA